CCAAUUUUGAAGAACUGUGCCACUCUCGUUUGAUUCUUUCUUUUCUAGAAUUUACUCCAACGUAUUCUUCUUUCAAGUAGAAUCCCAUUUCUCGAUCGCAUUCUCUGCCUGUGCUGUGUGCUAUUCGUUCUACAGGUUGUUCUGCUUUUGCAACCGAUCGUUCGUUGCCCACUCCUGCUCCUCGCGCAGGGAUGCAAGAAAGUCCUCCACAGAUUUGCACCCAGUCUCCCUUAACACACAAAGGGCUGCCUUUCGAAAAGAGGCACGUGAUGUUACCAACACCAUAUUCGGCAGAAAUCCGGCAUCCUUUUUGUCUCUAUUGUUCCCGGCAUUCGCCAUUUUUGUUGGUUUUCGGGUAUGAGUUGAUUUUGAUUUUUUCUUUGACGACUUGUUUGAAUACCCGUCACCCCGGUCGUCUUGUUCUAACGCCCACCAAUAAUCGAGUUCGUUGAUGAGGAACGACAGCUCCUUCAGUUCCUGGUCCGAUACAAAAGCCUCAGCGUUGCGGUUUCGCGGCUUUGCUUUUGUGUUUCUCUUCCUCCGACAUUUGGUGGCCGCCGACGCCCGUUCCUCCCGCAAUCGCCCGAGAUAUGCCCCCCCGGCGUACAUCUGCAGGGCUCCGAAAUGGGGAAAACGGUAGCGGUCUAGGACGCCGCAGUGGGCUUCGAGCUUGUUGACCUUCAGCUGCAUCCCCAUGUCCCAUCCAUGGAGAAAAUUUCCGCCAAAGACUAGGGAGUCGCGGGGGGUGUAGACGGCAUGAAUCCAUCCGGCCGGCAGGAUCAGAGUCUCUCCCUCGGACAAUAAAAACCGAAAGGCAGCGGUAUUGUGUCGGUCCCAGUCCCUGGUCGCAUCGGGUGAAAAGGAGUCGCGGUCAAAUCCGCUGACAUAGCACUUCCUGCCAGUGGUCUCGCUGCAACCAUCCCCAUUCCCAUCGGCCCUGUCUCGAACAAGAUCCGGUAGAAACACGCUGCUCUGUUGCUCCAAGCAAAGCCAUUCCUGAAAGGCCUCGAGAUUGGUAUCCGUGGGGGGAAGAACGCAGAAUAUCUUGCUUCCGGAAACUACGUGGUACCAGACAGAGGAUCCACCAAAGUCAAUAUGAAAGUCAGUAUAAGCGCCGGACACCGAGGUGAGACAAUAGUACUGGACGACAGGGUACUCCCAAUCGAUGGACCCCUUGGUUGCUUUUCUGUUGUUUCCUUUAGCAGUACCAGUCCUUCCCCCCGGAGCCCUGCUGCCGGUCGAUCCGGUUUCUUUGGGACCCCGUUUGUUUGUUUUGUAUUUCUCUCYGGAAGGCCAGGCAUUAUCGAUCCAAUCAAUGGCUCGCACUAGACCGGGAGAUCGAACCAUGUCGUGAAGGGGCGUUCCACUGAAUUCAAAGGAGAUCUGGUUGAGGAUCUUUCCUCGAAAUUGCCCGGCAACCCCGAAAUUGCCGUGCUGCUGCAGCUGCUGCUGCUCCCCGUGAUUGGUAGAGAAACAUGCACCGCUGCCGGGCUGCUCGGUGUGGAGAAUAUUGGCAACCCGCUCCUCCGAUCGUAGGGCUGCCUGGCGGCGCUUCCGGCCGGUGCUCGGCGAGACUACACAUGACGUUGCUGCACUUGUGGCAAGUUUUGGCGGAGGGGAUGCCGGUGGUGGUGUUUUUGUUGUCGUUAUUGUUGUUGUUGUUCUUGUUGUUGUCGGAUGAGGUUUCACCGACAUCAGGAGGAGUUCUUGCCGCUGCUCGUCUUCGAGGUAUUCCAGCAGGUGUCCGAUCGUCCAGUCUUCGCAGUCGCUGGAGAGCCUCUGGGUCGAGCAGUCGAUCAUCUGUACUGGGGUUGCGAUUCCAACCACCCUGGCAACGUCCCGGAUAGAAAAGGGAUCGUUUCUGCUUUUCUUUAUGCACUCCGACGGUCGCUUUCGCUUGUCGGUGUGAUUCUUGGCUUUGGAACUGGUUUUCGUUUUGGUGCGGCCUCUAGGUAUUUCCAUGCCGAUGGAUUCUGGUGUGUCUCUGACGAGGAUUGGAUAGUGGAUGCAGAGAGGACGUGUGGGCCAAUUCCUCUUCUUAUUUCGAUUGGAUUCGUUGGAAUCGAUAUAGUCGCAAUGGCUCCCGAUCAGAUUCGAGACCACCAUUCGGUUGCGUCCUUCUCCCGGCAAGACGACCUGGAGGAAAGGUCGAUCGUGUUCGUGUUCCUUAUCUUUGUUGUUGGCUGCGUUGCUGUCCUUCCCCGGGGUCCAGUCUGGAAAUGCUAACAAACUCGGGACGUGGGGGUGUAUCGUGGGUUGCUCUGGCGUUGUUUGCCACAUAGUAAAAUAUAGUGCAAUGA
Messenger RNA from Pseudo-nitzschia multistriata, 2300 nucleotides. NCBI's taxonomy places the organism in Eukaryota, Bacillariophyta, Bacillariophyceae, Bacillariales, Bacillariaceae. The record is from the annotation of a GenBank genome assembly.